UGUUCUUAGCUGUACUGUGACAUUAUAGUGUAAUAAAUUAUAAAUAAAAAUAAACAAAAAAUAAUACAUGUUACUCGAGAAGAUUAAAAAUGAACUAAAAUGAAUUUUGAAACAAGUAAUUUAGAUGUGAACAAUGUUUUAAACAAUUCUCCUGAUUCACCAGAAUUACCAACUUAUGAUAUAAAGAACAGCAAUACUCAUGAUGUACAAAAUGAUGGUCAUAAGGAGAUUAAAUCCAACUUGAUAUCUAAUGAAAAUAGUGAAAAACAAAGUGCAGUAUGGACAAUAAGAUCUACCACUACCCUCUUAAAAUUGUAUGAAAACAAAUUAGAAAUGCUGGAAACACCGAAAAAGAAAACUAGAAUAUGGCUUGCAAUAUCGGAAAGUCUGAAGAAAUGUGACAUUGAGAUGACACCUGAUCAAGUAAGAUGGAAAAUAAAUGCUUUAGCAAAAAAAUAUAAGCAAUGCAUAGAUAAUGGACAGCAUAAAAAAUUCAGAUAUUUCAAGGAAAUGGACAGUAUUUAUUCUCGUUUUAAUGUUGAUUGUGAUGCAUUCAUAAUAUCAGAAAUAUUAAAGAAUAAAAGAAAUAGUAUUAGUCACUCUAUGCCGAAUGAACAAGAAGAAAGCAAAGCAAUGAUUGAGUUAAGGAAAAUGAGAUUAGCCAGUAGAAUAGAGUCUGAUCGAACACAAACAAAAUUAAAUAUAGAGAAGCAAUGGUUACAAUAUUUAAGGCAGCAAGAACAACAUAGAGUUAAUAAAGAAGAUUUAUUUGAGAGGCAUUUGAAGUUAAAAGAAGAAGAGUUGGAAUUGAGAAGGAGAGAGUUGGAACUAAAAGAAGCACUAGAAUGCAAGAAGAUGGAAUUAGUUGAAAAGGAUCUUAAUGAAAUUCUACAGGUUCAAAGAGAGAAAUGUCGAUUGCUGGUGCAAUUAUUUUCAUAAAAUUUACUGAAAAA
Molecule: messenger RNA, 953 nt
Organism: Achroia grisella
Lineage: Eukaryota; Metazoa; Arthropoda; Insecta; Lepidoptera; Pyralidae
Product: zinc finger protein with KRAB and SCAN domains 2-like
Exons: 4
Coding region: 100-939 (279 amino acids)
Source: RefSeq, a predicted model, not a curated record